This is a messenger RNA of Porites evermanni, 17003 nucleotides long. The record is from the annotation of a GenBank genome assembly. NCBI's taxonomy places the organism in Eukaryota, Metazoa, Cnidaria, Anthozoa, Scleractinia, Poritidae.
AUGUCAAUGAGGGCGACGGUUAGUGACGAAGCCUUGAGCGAAAAGCUAUCAGAAAAGGAUAUUUUCAAGAUCAAACUCUCGUUAUCUUGCCUUUCUAACCGCGUUGUGGUGAGUGGCACGACUGCAGUUUUGUAUUUUUGGCAACCACCAAGUCCCGAAUCACCUUCGAAUCAGUGGACAUAUUCCCGGAGCGGAGUUCCAGUUUUGGUCGUAAGUUCAGGAGACUCUGGUGAUAGAAAUCCUAGAGGAGUGUAUGUGGGUUUGGUGGAAAGAGAAAGUGGUUUUGCGACAUGGAAAGAGAUUAUUACGGCCAACUCAAAUUACAGGGAGCAACAAAAGAACUUUCAUACACUGGCGUUAUCAACUGGCGAUGGGACAAUGGCGGGUAUUCGGUUUCACUGCGAAGACUCUGCGAACACUUUCUUGAAAAGUGUCAUCGAUGCAGUAGAGGAAAAUUCGACUGCUGCCUCGGCACCGGAGUUAAAUAAACUUUCAACGCACACGAGUAAAGAACGUUUAAAGAAAUUCCGUAAACUAAAGAAAGUGGAGAUAUCAACUCCAUGUUUGUUUAGUCAUGUAACAAGCAUCACCACAGCCACGCAAAUUGGUGAAACAGGAAAAAAUCAAGGAAAAAAGGAUAAAGACAACGUGCAAGGUGUUAACGGAGAAUUAAACAGACCUACGCACAUACGAAGAGCGUUCAGUAUGUCCAAGACACGCAAAUAAUUCAAAUUAUGGAAACAUCUCAGUGACUUUCUCGACUUGGUUGGAUGUUGUGGUACUAGAAAUUUUCCGGUAGUAGUAUAUAUAAGCUUAUUACAAAAUUGUGUCGCUGGAAGGUAAAUUUCGCUUUCCCCAUUUAUGUUGUGUUUUAGCAGCAGCUGUUUACAGUUUAAUAUGUAGUCAUAAACAGGCAUUUUAAAAUCCCACUUCCUUGCGCCGCUGUAGUAAAAACACCUGACGGUUGUUUUGUUUUUCUGUGUUAUUCUGUGGGCAUGUUAUAGUGAGAAAUAAACUUAGCUACAAGGAAAUUUGUUCGCUCCUGCUUGAAAUUGUUGUAAAUGCGGUUUUCGUAAAGGAGAAUUAAUAAAUUAUUUGUGUAAGGUAAGUGGUAUUUCCUUGUCCUGAUUUAGGAAAGUUUAAGGGCGCGAUCAAGGAUAAACAAGUUAUUUUAUCUGUAGACCAUUGACCCUACACAGAUCUGCAUCCUUAAAUGGCAGUCGCUGUCACGAGGAAUGUGUGUGUUUACGACAGAGAUAAGUUCACGCUAGAGAGAUUCUUUUAUUUAAAUCGGUAGGCUUCUAAUUUAUAAUUUAUCUUUGUUUAAAUAUUUCUCUUCUUUUAAUUCAAAUUUUAACCUCAGGAUUUUUCCUUUCGUGCAAAUAGAAAUUUGUCAACACAAAAUUUUUGAAGAAAAAAGAACGAAACUGAAGAAAAAUUCGUUUUUGAUUUAAGCUACAGAAAAUUGCUUCUUUAUUGCACCAGUAAGCUAAAUUUUUUUGUACAAAUCACAACACUUUCCUUGAUGCAGGCAAUAUUAUUUUAUCUCCUCUCUGACUGGACUUGCUCACACAGUAUGCGGGCAAGAUGAAACAAAUCCUGCGUUGUGUUUGCCUACUAACCUGAGAAUACAGGCGUCAUCCCACGACACAAUCACUAGUUUUCCUGCCAAAUGACCUCUGAGGAACAAGUGUUUUAAUACACCAUACUGAUGACAUGUCGCUACUCAAAUCUGGGUAUUGCUUCCAAAUUAUUGGUCAAAGCAAAUUUCCCUUGCAACACAACCGAUUAAAAAGCACUACCAUGUUGUAAUCUGGGUAGUGACAUGCCAUCAGGAUGAAAUUUGUGCACAUGUUCAGACAUCAUUUUGCAGGAAAACCAGUGGCGUCACAAAAUGUUGGCUGUUUUCCUAGGAUAAUUGCCUAUCUGAGUGGGCAAAUGGGCUUAUCUUUCUCUCAAUAGAAAAUACUUUGUUUUGGCCACAUAAUGUAUCUAUUAUUGACCAAGCUUGUUUGGUCAAGAUGGCCAGAUAUUUUCUCAUUCGUGACAAAUAUCCAGCCCUCCUGACCUCGCACAUGGUCAAUAUUACAGAUUUAUUAAAGCAUUAUACCGGGCUAUAAGUGCCAUAUGUUAUUUUGUUUUUCAGUGUCCAUUUGUUCCCCUUAGAAUGAGAUUUUCAAACUGAAAGUUGGGUUAAAUCAUUCCUUUCAUGGAGUCAAUUCUUAGUAUGCUUAAGGUGUAAUGUAGGUGACAGGAUGGUUUAUCUCAGGAAACCAUGUACUUUAUUUUGAUGGCUUAUCAUAGGAGUUAGGUUUUUAUAUCUAUAGUUUAAGAACAAAGAAGUGUUUCCAAGUUCAGAUUACAAGAUUUUGCCAAGUGUGCUAGAUUAUUGAAUAUGGCUUCAAAAACUUCCUAUGUAGAUUAUUCAUUCUAUUAUUAAUACUACGAUUUUGGGUUGUUUUGUUUGUCAAGAACACUGUUCAUCUCAGUAAACCAUGUACUUAAUUUUGAUGGCUUGACAAAGUUUAUCAUCAUGGGAGUUAGGUUUUUAUCUAUAGUUUAAGAAUAAAGAAGUGUUUCCAAGUUUAGACUACAAGAUUUUGCCGAGUGUGCUAGAUUAUUGAAUAUGGCUUCAAAAACUUCCCAUGUAAAAUAUUCAUUCUUUUAUUAAUACUGCAAUUUUGGGUUGUUUUGUUUACCAAGAACACUGUACAUCACAGUAAACCAUGUACUUUAUUUCGAUGGUUUGACAAAGUUUAUUAUCAUGGGAGUUAGGUUUUUAUCUAUAGUUUAAAAAUAAAUAAGCAUUACAAAGUUUAGACAACAAGAUUUUGCCAAGUGUGCUAGAUUAUUGAAUAUGGUGUCAAAAACGUCCCAUGGAAAUUAUUCAUUUUUUAAUACUGAGCUUUUGGGUUGUUUUGUUUGCCAAGAACAAUGGGCAUAAAAUGUGUUAGAACAGGAUAGCGCAGGUACAGACAUGAGCAUUUAGCAUUCAAAAAUAAUGACUGUGUUUGUCACAAUACCCCCCAGUUCCCAUUAACUGCCAGCUGGCUAGCUCAAUAACGGGUUCCACAUGACAGAUUCACGGGUACGUCUGUCUUCAUUUACCAUCAAGUGAGGAGAAAGAGCUUAUAGUCCCUAUUUCCAAUCACUUCAAUUGUUGAGUUCUCCCCCCCCCCACCCCCCAGGUCCCUACCAGUUAAAAGACAGAUCAAUAACUCAACAAUCCUUUAUACAGGGAGACUCACCCUUUUAUAUACCAUUUUAUGACAGAAAAGCUAUCCUUUUUGUAUACUUUCUGUUGACAAAUGGUGCCCCUUGGCUUUCACAUCCCUCAUUUAGAAAUUUAUAUUCCUCUUAGCUGCAAACCACAAAACCAGAAUUAACCAUCAAAUGGAUCUGUUAGCGCUGUUACUGGGAGCCCAUUAAGCGGCUUCUGGAGGCCUGAAAAAGUUACCAGUAAUUUCUUUAGUCUCCUUGCUCCACGCAGAGAAGAGAUUUUUUCAAGGAGGGAGCAUGUUCCCAUUUUCAAAGCCAUGGCUGAUAAUCAAACCCACAGAUCAAAUCACUCAAAAAGUUAUACAAGGGAGGGAAAGGGCCAAGUACCUACCCCAUACCCUUCUUUUAUGCCAUUUUUAUUUCGGAAAAGGUUCCCCUUUAGUAUACCUUGUAUUGGCAAAUGGUACCCCUUUCACCUACUAGUUUAGAGCUUUGCAUCCCUUUUAACUGCUGUAAAUGCACUGUCUUUUUGAUAUGAAUAAAUCAGAAAACCAGAACGUUUUCUUGGAUUUUCACAGCCAUGAAAUGCAUUUGUUAGCCCUUUGAAAUGACAGAUUUCCCUACACUUUCAUUUACUUCAACAAGUGAAAUCCCUACCCUCUUAUAUUCCUAAGCCUGAAAAAGAAAAAGGAACCUCUUUCAUCUGGAGCCUCCUCGUAGAAGAAGGUUUUAGAAUUAAGAAAGAGGUACAAUUGCAGCCAUCAUGCAUACCUGCUGUUGACUCAUGCAUACCCACUGUUGACUAAGUUCAGAUCACUAAAAGUAGAAAGAGAGGUAUAACUUUAUCUGUCAUACUGUAAGUAAAGAAAGUAAUUUGAACUGAGGUAGCCUAAGAGAACGAAUGGGGAGAGAAAAGAGAACUUUUUUUUCCUCCUCUUCUCGUUCUCAGACUCCUCGCGGUCGGCCGAGGUGUCUGGGGUCGGUCUGGGUAGCCUGUGCAGUAAGUGCAGUGUCGUGUCUCACCCAGCACCUGUGAAAUGGCGGCUGUAAACGGCGUACAAGAUAGAGGAGGUCCUUACAUACUUCUAUUUCUUGUCAGACAGUAAGUGAGUUGUUUUUUUCUUUUGUUCUAUUUUAGAAACUGUAUAUGCUGAAUUAAAAAGAGGGUUUACCGUGAAAGAGGGCAAGACGACCGGCGAACUCAUUUUGAAAGGCGGUAUUAUAUUAAAUAUAUAAAUACGAAAGCAUUAUGAGCUCAAGUAAGCUUACGUUUAAUUAUUUAACCCAUAAAUGGUUUCAGCUAGCAUCCCAGGAGAUUUUGUGAUGCUUGCCAAGAGGAUAAUGUUAAUAGUUAUAUCAUCCUUGCAUAUAUGACUCUUCAGCGCAGAGGGAUUAUUUUUCACUUUAUAAAGAAUGCACCCCAUCAGAGACAAUAGUAUUGUCUCUGUUAGGCUUGAGUAUUUUGGUUAAGUUCAGCCUGGGUUCAGUUUAAGCUUAAAGCUGCUUGAGUUUCAAUGUUUCUGAAACUUUAUUAGCAGUUGCACUGAGAAUAGGGAAAAUAGCCAAUCAAAGUUAUGGUAAAAUCCAUGAAGCUGAUAAGAAUCUCAUGGAUAUUAGUAUCUAUAAAAGGAGGUGGGGAGGGCAGGGGGAAACAUGGUUGCACUCUUAUAUUGGCCACUUUGACAUGUAGUGAGAUUGUGUUUCAACAAGAAAAAGUGGAUAGCUACAACUUUGCACUCUACAUGUGGCAUUUUCAAAAAUCUGGCUGACUGAUUUUCUAAAACAAGCAAGUCCAAGACCCAGUGACCUUAAAUGCUGUGUGCUAAAAUGGUACAUUUUGCAAGAUUGGCCAGGUUGGAUUUUUGAAAAUAUAACUACCAAACUCUAGAAUGGACAACUUGAGGUGGCUGGAUUGGAUUUUUUUAGGGCCAAUACCUCCCAAGUUUGAGCAUUAACUAUGUCGCCAUUAACAAAGAUAUGGAAAAAUGAAUUCCACAGCUUUAUUAGACAAAGAUGAAAAUUUAUCAUGAGCAGUGUAAUGUUGACAUCAGAGUCAUCAUAGCAACAAAAUGACAUCAUUAUCUAUUUACUUACAGCCAUAUUUCUUGGCACUGGGCGUUUUUUCCACAAUUGCUCAUGAGAGGUUGUUCCUCCUAUACGUGCCCCAGUGUCCAAGAAUUUGGGGCAAAAUACCGUAAAAUUCCGAAAAUAAGCCCCAGGGCUUAUAUUUUUCAAAGGCCCUUUUUGAGGGGCUUAUUUUUGGAGGGGCUUAUCUACGGAGGGAAAUUUGCGUUUCAAAAUAGAUAGGGCUAGCCUUAUAGUUGGAAGUAAAUUUACCAUUUUUGCUUUGUUUUACUUUGUAUUUGAGGGAUAUUUUUCAAGUACAAGCCCCCGGGGGGCUUAUAUUUGGAGGGGCAAUUUAACUGAGGGUUUUUUGCGUUACCAGUUUGGAGGGCUUAUAUUUGGAGGGGCUUAUACAUGGAGGGGCUUAUUUUCGGAAUUUUACGGUAUUUGAGCGUUUUUUAAUUUUUUGGUAUGAGGUUUUUAGUGGAGCACCAUGGGUAAGACAAAUUGGAAACCCAUGGAAGCAAGAAAAUUUGGUUAUGAUUUAGCGUACGCCUGAACAACCAUCCGUACACCCAAUACAUGUGGGCCGAUGUCAAAAUUAAUGUCAGGUUAUCAGUUUGGUGGGAAAUAGCCUGUUCCAGACUCCGAGAUAGUCGGGCUCGCUGAAUUGAGAAAGCACGAACACAAAAAUAAAAUGUGAGGAACCUGGGGAGAGAAGGGGUGGCGGAGCUUGUAAUCAUUUCUUUAAACAACUUAUUGCGGUAUACCAGCUCCUGGUAUACCCUCUGAUUGGUCAGAUUUACCAGAUUAUAUCAACACUCUCAAAGCGCGGUCAUUCCUGUCACUCAGAAAGAUGGCAUGCAGCAUCCACGCACGUGAAAUAGUGGAAUCCACUAUAACUUCUGUGUUAAACGAAUGUUUAUGAGAUUUCCCACACAUAGGAGCGCUGAGGGAGGAACAGAAGACUUUCCUUGUGAACUUGACACAUAGAAAAAAUGUUUUUGCAAUCCUGCUGCCUGGCUUUGGUUUUGCCUGAUAACAAAGAGGCAACAACAGAACAGUCGCAGGAAGAAGUUAUCUACACGCUCCAGUCAAAACUCACAUUAUCUGAGGAUCUCUUUAGAAGAACUAGCCUGCAAAAACAGCAUCCCCAGUGGCGAAGAGCGAGGAGAAAUAGCUGUUUUCGCAGGCUAUAGAAGAACAAGCUGGAGUUAAAAAAUCAUUGCUUAAAGAGCAAUCUUGACUGACCCACAAUGUAGUUCUCCAUAUUUAAAGUAGCUUCAGUUUAAGUUGCAAUCCAUUCUUCGAAAUUUGGAUCUGUGAAUUACUAACAGUAAGAGUUCAACAUCCUGCAAAAACACUAAUGAGGUGGGCCCAGCGUGACAAAACUCAUUGUAGGAAACCAUCACAUUCACAGACAAAACAAAAUUGCUUUAUUCAGAUCAAGGACGGACUUUGGAGAAAAUUAAAUGCUCUUGCAUCGGACAAAAAAUCAUCAAUCAUGCCAAGCCAACCAGAAACGAUAACCGCUGAGAAUCAAUAUGGGUGUCACAACCUAUCAGCAUGAAGCAAGCAGCAACAUUGUUUGCUCAGUCAAAAUGUAGACCCCUCCAGAGCAUAAUCUACCUGAAAGAGAAAAUAUUCGUUGGAACAAGCAGCAUUUUGGCACGAGGUAAACGUUGGUGUUGCCUACCAACCUGCUUUUUGCACUCCAAAUUGCUCAUGCUUGCUUGAGGGAUUAGUGCAGUGUAAAAUAAUUUCAUGAGAAAUUUGAGAAAGAUUCCAUUGACAUUUCAACGGUUUGACAGCCAAAAUCUAAUUAUCUCAAACGCUCCAAAAGUGGGCAGAAGAGGGUCGUAAAAGAAAUGAAUACAGGCUCUCUCCCAUUUCCAUUUUCCUUUUUCCCGCCUCGCCAACAUUUUCACAUGCCUUUUACUUUCACGUCUUUCCCACUAUCUGCAAGCCUUGAACAGGCUAGGUGGGAAAGGGUGUGGCCACCCGCGUCUUGUGAAGCUAAGACAACUAUAGAGUCAAUAAAGACGAAAACAGAAAAAGGAAAAUUUUUCUGUAUUCUUGUUGUCUAAAAAAAUUGUCAUGCCCACAAAUUUGGAAAAUAGAAAAAGAGCAAGUAGGGGGACAGGCCAGCGAAGCUCAACAAGAAAAAGAGCUAGAGCGAGAGAGAAAAAACAAAGGAGACAUUUUUGGUUGGAGGAACAACAUGAAAUUUUGUGCCUGUGGUGAGAAAAUGAGAAAUCAGGGUCGGCCAGGGUUUUUGGGUAUAGGGUAUACAGGGGCUUUUUAAAUCGGAUAUACGGUAUAUUGCAGCUUAAAUACGGGUAUUCGGUAUAUCACUUUCUUUGAAUUUCAGGUAUAAAGUAUACCUGGGUAUAAUUUUUGGUAUAUUUGGAUGAAUUUUGGGUAUUUUGGCGAAUUUUUUUCAGGUAUACUGGUAUACAACUACCCCCCCCACCCCCACCCCCCCCCCCCCCCCCCGCCCAACCACUUAUCCCCCCCGCGGGAAAGGACCAAAAGGGAAAAAAAAAGCAAAAAAAAAAAAAAAAGAAUUAUAAAAAAAUAAACUCUAAUAAAAGUUAAGACAAAAAAUGAAAAAAGAAAUAAAAAAAGAGAUGGGAUUGCGGUUUUUUGGAGGUUAAAUUCGGGUUUUCGGUUUAUCACUUUCUUUGAAAUUCAGGUAUAAAGUAUACCUGGGUUUAAUUUUUGGUAUUUUUGGAUGAAUUUUGGGUAUUUUGGGGAAUUUUUUUCAGGUAUACUGGUAUACAACCACCCCCCCCCCCCCCCCCCCGCUGGCCGACCCUGAGAAAUGCUUGCAUCCACCAGGGUGAAAAUGAGCGACGUGAAAAAAAAGUGAACAAGUACAACAUUUCAUUCAUAAAAAGUUUCACCUUGGAGUCGUGCUAAACAAUGGCAAACAAAUGUACAAAAAAGUGUGCUGCACAUGGGAAAUUGUUUUCGAGCUAAUUAGACCUAUUGCUGUUUUUUUGCCGUUCUCGUUGCAUUGGCCGCUUAGCAUUACAGGAUUUUAUAUUUUGUUUUGAGCAAACUACAAAUAUUAUUGAGAGCUUUGCUUUUAGCCCAGGCUAAAUCUAUUUAUUAUGGUUAGAAAUACAGCGAAAACUGGAAAAUCUCAAUGUUUGGACUUUUCUAAAUAUUCUUUAGAAAAUGAAGCAUUUUGAAUGAAUUGCAAUUUUCAGUUUCAAUCAUGGAGAUAGCUUUAACUGAUUGCCGGAAUUUGAGAAAGAAGGAUUUGAUUAGGAUACCUUGAGGUGCUCUUGUUGGCAUUUUUGUAAAUAUUUUGGUCUACUGUAACAAAUGAGCAAAUAAUUUGGAAACUGCACAAUAGAGUUUUUUCAAAAUAUGUUAAUUGAAAAAAUCUAAACAAGUCAAUGAUCAACAUAUGAAAUCUUCCAGCAGGCUCUAUUAGCCUACUAAUCAGUGAAAACUGCUGCAAUUUGCCUAAAAUAAAACCAAAACUCAAGUUUGGAGGAUCUGAGAAACCCAAACAUCACAACACAGAAGGAUAAGGAGAUGCAAAAAAGAGGGAGCAAAGAGAAAAGAAGAAGGAGAGAAAAAAGCAGUUGUCACACUUUUAGUUUUUAUAAUGGGCUAAUUGUAUCCUGAGUUUACUUUGAUUGACUUUUUGCUUUCUAAUGAUAAUAAUAAUAAUAAUCUUUUAAUCUUUCAUCACAUCACUGUGGUUUUCAGAAAGGACCUAACGUAGAUUAAAACAUAGUUACUAGAUGAGAAUGGUUAUGAAAAGCAGCAAACAUCAAUGAUAAAAACAACACUGCUGCAGUUUAUGUUGGAAGCACCCUGAAAGUCAAUCCUUUGUUUUCUGUUGGCAAAUUGUUACAGAAUAAAUUCAUGCAACGUUUUUGUUGGUCAAUACAAUCAAAAUCAAAGGAAUGCUCUUGAAUGUUGUGUACUUUCAGGUCCACAAAAACAUAAAGGAGUCUGAUGGGUUUCAUAACCAUUCCACUCAAUUAACUAUGAUUAAAAGUACUAAAUUAGACUAUAUACAGUAAAAUGAAAGAUACCUAGAAAGAAAUAUAUAUAUAUAAGUACUAAAUUAAAAAUUGAUGAAAAGCUACAAUUGAAAUACAAAAAGCAUUAAAGAAAAAAGCUGCUAAAAGUGCUAUGCUUAAAAUUCACAAUGUCAGGUGCAUUUCUAAUGUCUUUUUCUAGAUUAUUCCAAUCUUUCAGAGAGUGAUAACACAGUCUCUGUUUACCCCAGUUUUUGGUUUCAGGGGUAGUCUUAGACUUGCCUACAAGUCGAGCUCAAAUUUUUUCACGAGUGCAAAGCAUGAGUGGUAGAUUUCCUUAUGUUUUCUGCAGCGAAGAGAGCAAAAGCUCGACUUGUUUCCCCUGCAGAAAAUAUCAUCAAGUGACGUUAUUUUGGUGCGAAGUAUUUGCGUCCCUGUCGUGUGUGUUGUUGUUGUGUGCGUGUAUUGUCGCGAGCUGUCUAAGUAUGUCAAAACAAACAAAUAACGGAAAAAAUUCGGAUAAGAGAAAGUAAAUAAAGGAGUGUUCAAUUUGAAAAACGGGUAGUGAACAAAAGUGUCAUCUUGUGAUAUUUGUGAGCUCACUCUCCAGACGUUUCGGGCUCAUUGCAAGGUUUCCAUACGCCAUGAAAGAAAACAUAAAAAAUAUAAAAACUUUGUAGUGUGUGCGUUUAAUUGAAACAAAACAAGUCGGUAAUGUUUUUUUACUCCAUGGCUGCCAGGAAAAUCAGACCUUGGUAAAGUACUCAAAUGGAGGAAGAUAAAACGCCUACUAAAGCUUUGUAUUUGGAUCAAAACAGUUCAAGUUACGUUUCAUGUGGCGUGAUUGGGUUUGAUUGACGGCGCAUCAGUAAAACCAUUUGUGAUUGGAUAAAACCUACAGGAGGAAAAUUCCUCCUGUAAAUUUGGCGUGCUGCAGGGGAUAAAAAUCCUUCGCGCUGGGGCCAACUACCGGAACCGGAAAUGAGAAGUGAAGGACAGUCUAGGGUAUUCUAAGCAUGUCUCUAUUGCUUGUAUUAUAAUGAUAUGAACAUCCCUGUUUGUUAGUAGCUCCAUUGAGUGAUCCAUAAGGCCAUUAAUUGCAUAUGCUGUGCAAUAUCUUACUGAAAGGAAGAUUAGUCAUUUCUAUAAUGUCACUUCAUUGCCUCUCCUUUUUUUUGCACUAUACUGGAGAUGUAAGCCCCUCCCCCCUCUUUUCAAUGUCAUAGAAUACAUGCAGCUUUCUGAAGUGAAUCCAAACUCAAGCUAAACCCUGUUUGAUCAAUACAUUUGACCUCAAUCAACAAUGAACAAGCGUCUGGGAGAGAGGGGGUAAGGGCUUCUUUUUUCCUAGUGGAGGGGGGAGGGGGCUAUUGCUGCCUGUGUUUUUCAACCAAAUGGCAUGUAAACCAACUACUGUGUCAUAAUUUCUAGCAAAUUGUAUAAUAAUAAUAAUAAUAAUAAUAAUUUUUAUCACUUUCCAAAAUUAUCAAAUUAUCACAAGUACAUUUUUGCAAAGAGCUCUUCCAUUAUUGUUUCUGUUUUCUUUGUGAAAUGGUGCUUAAGCGUCCAGGUUUUUUAGCAUGACAAGCAAACAGAAAUUUCAACCUUUUUAAUAAUGAGUCCCUUUUUUAAACUCUGUUGGAUAAUGUAUCCAUCAUCAUUUUGGUUGAAAUUAGACAAAAUCAUUGAAGCAUUGCUUUGCCCUUUCUCUCUUUAAUGGGAAAUUCAGAAAACCGUGAACUCCAGAAAUAUUUCUGGAAUGUUAUUGUGUUGCAAGGAAAAGGAAUCAGGCAUAAGAAACUAAACCACAAGCAGCAAAGUUUAUUAGCUUGUGGCUUUGUGGCUUGCUUGCAAUAUCACCAGCCUGAUCUUUGCUUUGACUGUUUAAUAUUUUAUAAUAAGACAAUUAACAUUUUUGGAAUGUUUCUCUCCAGUAAAGUGAUCACAGUGUUCUUAUUAAUAGUUAAACAGUAAAACUCUUUUUUAACAAAAUUUGUAAUUUUAACUACCAAUAAAUUGUUGUCUGUAAUUUUCUUAUCCAGUGGUCAAACUCCAGAAAACAAGAAUGACAUAUUUCAAGGUAAAAACACAGUGUUUUUCUCCAUCUAUAGACUUAAAUAUAUUUUUAAGGGCUCUUCAUGCCAUUGGCCCGAGUGAAAAAUUGGUGUAGCACUGAUUGUGCCUUGCAAAUUAAAAAAAAAUGCUGGUGCAAAUUUUAAAUAUUCAGAAAUGUGUGUUCAAUUAACACUAAUGGUAAUUAUAUUAAUUUAGACACAUUGCAAAAGGAAUGGCAUUCUUCUAGGAAAGCUUAAUGUACCGUCCCAACAGAAAACUGAUUUUUCCCCUUUAUUGUAAUAUUGUAUGAAGAAAGACAAUCAUAUAAUUUACAACUGUGCAUGUGGUCAGUUGUAGACCACAUUUUUACUUCAUCUGCAACUUAUACACUCAUUGAGACAGACUUUAUCAUGUGUUUGCAUUUAUUAAAUCACUGGUUUAAUUUUAUUGAAAUUGUAGGACAAAUAGAUACUUUUUUGUCGGAGGAAGGAAUUGAACAAGCCCAGCUGGUUGGUACCAAACUGCAAGAUGAACGGUUCUCACACAUUUUCUCCAGUGAUUUAUCAAGGGCACGGAAUGUAAGUUUCAUAUCAUAUAAAUUAUCGGGGUGUACUGCCAAACAGUUGGAGAAAAAAAAUUAGAAAUUAAAAAACUACUUCAUCACUGUUACAUUCCUCAAUUUCCAUGUGCUAAUGAUGCAUUAUCUUUACAUGUAUUUACAUUAUUUUAUUUAAUUUUUUUUUACAACAGCCAACUUUCCCUUAUGCAGACACCUUUAAGACUGGCACCAUCUAUGUGCCUGUCUUCGAGAGAUGUCCGUCCUAUAGAGAGUAAACUAAAAGGAGCAAAAGAAAGGCAGCACACAACUCUAGCUGUCCAGUGUGGCAAGGUGUCCAUUAGGAGAGUUGACUGUAUUUUCUUUUUUUUUUGAGUUAUCUUCUUCCUUAAUGUUAGUGUUUACAAGCAGUUGAUGGCACUUUUUCUUGUAGAUUUUUACAACGGGCACAGUAUCAUUUUUGCUAGAUUUGCCCCUUGUCUCCUCUUUCAGUUGAAUAUUUUAUUACCGUAAGUCCUCUAUUUAGAAGCCCCCCCUCUCAAAUAAGCUUUCUCCCUCUAAUAUUUAACCUCCCCUUUUCAGGGGAAGAAAGUAAAUAAGCCCCCACUACCCUCCCCUAAUCCUCCUUAACUAAUAACUGAUAGACUGUAUUAAUCAGUCACGACUGUUAAACUUUGUGUAGACUGAUCCCGGAUGGUUUGUUCACCAACUGGAAGUUCAGAUUCGAUUCUGAUCCUCGGCUGCAUGACCUCCAACGGUCUUGUACAUGAGCUUUUCCACUUUGUAUCUAGGUCUUUAUGGAGAGCUGGUACCGUUGUCUUUUCUAAAUGAAAUAAGCCCCCUCCCCAACUCCUCUCAAAUAAGCCCCCCCUCUCUAUUACCUCAAAUGGGCUUGAAAUAAAUAAGCCCCCUCCGGGGCCUGAUAGAGGAUUUACGGUAUUAUUUAGUACAACAAAAUGUACCAAGGCUGUGCUCUAGCAGUUCCUGGUGGCCCCUGGUGCUUUCUUUUUGCUCCUGGGUGACUGAAAAAUCUUAUUUUAUUCAUAGAAAGCAUUUGCUGGGCACCUUGUAUUUCACAGAUUGAAAGAAGUGGGUUCCCUUCAAUUUUUCAUAGAGCACAGUCUUGAAUACAAUUCUUGAUUUGUAUGAAUAAUGUUAAUACAAUUCUUGAAUUGUAUGAAUAAUGUUAUGCUUGUUUCUUCAAACUUUCUUAUUAUGCUGGAUUGGACAAAUCAAUAACUGAAAACAUGCAUGUUUUAAAAAGAACUAUCACUGUAUGGCUGGUAUGCUGGGUAAAAGACUUGCAAACAUAGUAUUACAUGUCUGUCACCCUUGGCUGGGGACUGGGGAUUCCCUCCGCCCCCAGCUACUGUGAGCAUAACCAAAGCCUACUGUUCAAUCGGCCCCUUCUGAGUUUCAAAAAUGCUCACUUUCAAAACGAGGCUAAGUACAUGCGCAAUGUCGUCCAACUUUGUUUGGCUGCAAAUAAUUUUCUGCUCAUGCGUAAAGGUAACCAAGCUUUUCUCCUUCUUGCAACGACUCUUGCAUGAAAAUGGCAGAUCACUUCACUUACCGAAGAUAUCCAUUAAAAAACAAACUCGGUGAUUGAAUGAUAAACAAUAAUUAUUGAACUCGGUUAUCGCUGAAAUCAUGAUUUGUUAGUGUCUCGAAGAGAAAUCAUUUGCCUCAGCCUUCGGCUGACAAAUCACAAUAUUUUGCUUAACCUCAUUCAAUAAUUGUUGUUAAAUCAUCAUAUCCAUGGCUUUGCACUUAGCCUCAAUUUGAAGCAGAGCCUUGGGGCAACUCGAAAAUUGGGCAUUCCGAGCUACAUGAAAUCUUAGCGACAGCUCUGUAUUAUUUUAUUGCAGUUUUUACACUUCCCCCCGACUCUUGAUGACUCAUUUUCCUUUUGUAAAAAUACAGGAAAUACAGGAUAAUUUGGAAUGAAAAUCUUGCAGUUAGUUAUAACAAGUCAUCUAGGGGUCUCCUGCCAGUGUAUGAUACAACAUUACGUUUAAUUUUGUUCUGUAUGUAUUCAGUUGAUUUGGCUGUAGUAAAUAAAGAACUGAACUAAACUUUUUUUUCACACACCCUUUCAAUUUGGAGUUACAUCUAAUUGCCAGUGACCUUUAGUGUCAAAUAAAAGUUGAUUUAGAUCUUUGUAUUUCUUAGACUGCAGAGGAGAUUGUCAGAAAAAGUAAUUUCUGUUCUCACUUGAAAAUUGAGCAGGACUCUCGACUUAGAGAACGAGUAAGUACAAUAUUAUCAUUUGUCUUACUUUAAUAAUUUAGUGCAAUAAUACAAGCUUCCUAGAUUUCAUAGGAAAAAAGAGCUUGUCAAAGUGGUAUGAUGACAAAGGGGUAUAACACUAAUAGCUGGAUGCAAUUUGUGUCACAUAGUGUUGUGGCACAGAAUAAUGUAACUUGUCUAAAUGUGACACAAUUAGACUGUUGCACAGAGUUGUGUGACAUACACAGUAUGACCCAAGAAGUGGUAGGCAGUGCUGUGACAAAUAAUGAAGUGUUGUGACACAUUUGUAUAUUGAUAUAGUCUGCUACACAGCCGUUUUUAGUGUCCUCACGCAAUGCUCCUCCCCAGGGGCAUUGCGUGACAACACUAAAAACGGGUGUGUAGCAGACUAAUAUUGAUAUGGAGUGAUAUGACAUUAGUGAGACAUAAUUAUGGUCUUUUAUAAAAUAACUAAGAUAGUAUGAGCGCUCUGAUUGUUUAAAAACCUAAGUUUAUUGUGCCGGUAAACUCAUAGAAAACUUAAAGUUACUUUAUAAAAGCAACAGACCACACUUUCUAUGGGUUUAACCGCGUGAUAACCCACUUGGGAUGUUGGGAGAACACUCAAAAAGCUUAAAUCACUCGCCUUCGGCUCAUCAUCUACAAGCUUUUCUCGUGUUCUCCCAACAUCCCGUGUAGGUUAUCAUGCCGGUAAACCCACAGAAAGUGUGGUCUAUUGCUUAAAAAUAGUGCAGUGUCACAGUGGCAUGAUAUAGGUCUUGCAGCAGAUAGAGUGCUACAGGCUAGGGUACGGUAAUGUGUCGCAGUGGAUGAACAUACCAGUAGAUAAAACAAGAACGUGCCUACAGCGGCAUUCAGGUCUCGCCUGCUUGGAGAUUAGAUCGAGAAAUGAGGAGGCGAUUAAUUCUACAAGAAACAUGGUUUACUCGCUAAAGUUUCUUUACUUUCUACUUUAUCGACGUCAAUACUUUUAUUUGUUUCUGAAUUGAUUUAGUACAUGUGUUAGUGACGACCAAAAAUAGCCCUGCGGUCGCAGGCUAUACGCAUGUAUAAAUACACAAAAAUUCAAGGGCCUCGAUUCCAGAGAAAUUGCAUCAUUGCCAGAGAUCGAAAAAGUGAUUUACAUGGCACGUCAUUUCAAUCAUCACCGAAAAUAAAUCGCAUGCUCAUAACAAGACUCAUUUGCAUACAGUGAAAGUUUACAACAUCCUACCAUGGCAAUUUUGCUAAUUAAGGUUCUUAUUUUUUUUGACCACUCAGUAGUGUUCACUUGCCCCAAAGUAAUCAACACUUUCAACUGAUAGAAUUCGUGGACGGACACAUUUUGGAAAAGCUCUAAAUUUGAUCUUUUCUAAGCUUUCUUCACAAAACAUGCGUGGCUUCGAUCACGCAUCAAUUCUUAGUCCCAGUUUCCUCAGUCUCCGCAAGGAACACCUUGCACAAUGACCUGCCUUUUGUGUCCCCAAAAAAAAACAACCAAAAAUACCCUUUCUGAUUAGCAGGAUUGAUUACAAUCCUUCUGUAAUUUGAAUUUCCUCAAAAAACAGCCUUCGCCCGUCGGGCAAGUUAAGGACAAAAAUCACUAGCCAGAUAGCAAAAUCCACUAGCCCCGAGCUAUCGGACAUGACUUUCUUUGGACACUGCGCUUCCUGAAAUCCUUACCCUAUUUCAGACCAAAAUCUGUGAUUUUCCCUACCCUAUUUCAGACCUGAAGCCCUGUAGCCCAGCACAUGACCGGAGCGCGUCACAAGCUGUUACUGCACAUACAUGGUAGUUGGCAUAAACAUUAAAAGGGAAAUGUUCUUAUCACCAAAUGAUGAAGAAGUAGCUAAUUCUUCUAAAAAAUUCCCAACUGAAGAAUAGAGUGCACAAACCAUACCCUAUUUCAGACCAAAAUGGUCGAAAUUGAUACCCUAUUUCAGACCAAAACGGCUAAAAAAAACAUACCCUUUGGCACAGCACAUACCUAUGUAGCCUAUAUAAGGACCACCCCCCGGGGCAAAAAACGCAUUGCAGAUUAUGAGUCUCACUGCUUAUGCAAGCAAGACUAAUAAUAGAUGUGACACUAAAAUAAACAAAGAAUAAAUUUUUGUUGCUCAUAUGUUUGAUAUUUUCAUUUUGGCAUGUGUUGAAUGACCAGUCACUAGUCAAAGAAGUUACAAUGUAAAACCACAUUCUGGUUGAUCUGUCUUGUUUUCCCUUUUUGGCACAUAGUCCUUACUUACAUGCAUAUAAAGUAUUUAUUAAUCUGUAUGGAGUUUAGCCAAGUUUCUUGCUGACAGUGAGGUUAUUGAUGUACAUUUUCAAACAGUUUCCUUGUGAUUGUUUAGUGUUAUGGUGCAGCUGAAGGAUGCUCAAAGCCAGAGUUUCUUCAAAUGGCAGCAAAAUUUAGUGUAAAACCACGUGAUUUUGUUCCUGAGGGAGCUGAAACACUUGACCAAGUAAGAAGAAGAGUUGGAACGUUCUUUGAUUCCAUGAUUGAUCAUAUUGGAAAUUCAUUCAAUGACAGUAACUGCGCCACGUGUGAAACCCAGAAUCAUCCUAGUCAUCAAACUGAGAAUAAAAAUUGUGUACCAACCUCAGAAGAGGGGAUUCACAAGGGACAAAAAUCGUCCUGUGUGGCUAACCUUCUUGUUGUUAGUCAUGGUGGAGCUAUACGAGAGUUACUCUACUACAUAGCUGAGAAAUAUCCUACAAAGUUCCUGGAGAAACCCAGAAUUGGAGCAGUCUCCCCAAACACUGGAGUUUCAAAAUUUCAAAUUAAUUUAAAUGAACAGACAAAAGCGAUCGAGUUUGUUACAUGUUUCUAUUUACAUAAUGCAGACCAUCUAAAAGACACAAAAGACCACUUCUAG